Messenger RNA from Carassius carassius (crucian carp), 1516 nucleotides. RefSeq lists its product as uncharacterized. Gene Ontology annotation, cellular component: nucleus. The transcript is spliced from 2 exons. Bases 158 to 1516 code for a protein of 452 amino acids. The record is from RefSeq and is a predicted model, not a curated record. Lineage: Eukaryota; Metazoa; Chordata; Actinopteri; Cypriniformes; Cyprinidae.
ACACACGCGCUCCCUCUAGCAGCUCACGCUAGAGACAACAGAACACGUUACAGUCGAAAACAAACACGAGAUAUCAGCUGAAACUCACCUCGACUGGAGCAGGAGGACGUGCAUUUACUGUCUAGUAGAAACACGCGAUUCUGACCGAGAUGCCGCGAUGAAGACUCGCCUCCGAAACUGGUCUUCUUCAUCCGGAAAGAUGAACUUUAUAAAAGAGGAGAGCGAGGAGAUGAGGAUCCCCGAGCCGUGGAGAGUGAAGGACGAGCAGACGGAGGAACACAGAGGCUCGCUGGACGUGAAGGAGGAGUGUGAUGAGCUGGAUGUGGACGAGGACCCCCAGCGUCUCCUCAGCGGACAGAAGAUCCUGAGCUGCUCCGAGUCGGGAAAGAGCUUGUCUCAGAAGAGAGCUCAGAGAACCAACGGCUUCUUCUUCACCUGCCUCGAGUGCAAACAGAGCUUCGAGUCCAAGGAGCACCUGAUGGACCACUUCAGGAUUCACAACGGAGAAAGCUGCAAAGAGACCGAAACCAUCCUGACGCCGAAAGCGGCUCAGAGUACGGAUAGCAGACUGCCCUUCACCUGCUUUCAGUGCCAGAAGAGUUUUGCAUGUAAACAGCACCUGAUGGAUCACUACAGGAUCCACACGGUGGAGCGACCGUUCCCCUGCGAUCAGUGCGACAAGAGCUUCAUUCACAAGCAGAGCCUGAAGAAUCACCUGAGAGUUCACACAGGCUUGAGGCCACACGUGUGCCAUCUGUGUGGCAAGAGCUACAUCCACAAAGACAACCUGACGGAUCACAUCCGGAUCCACACCGGAGAGAAGCCCUUCUCCUGUGAUCAGUGCGGAAAGAGCUUCACACACAAGGGAAGCCUCCUGCAUCACAUGAAGAUCCACACCGGACUCAAGCCCUUCACCUGCCGCCAGUGCGGACGCCACUUCACUCACAAAGGAAACCUGAGGAUUCACACACGCGUUCACUCCGGAGAAAGACCCUUCACCUGCCCUCAGUGCGGCAAGAGCUUCAUGUAUCACGGGAACCUGGUGGGACACAUGAAGAAGCACUCAGGAGAGAAACUGUUCCACUGCAGUCAGUGCGACAAGAGCUUCGCCCAGACCUGGCAUCUGAAGAAACACAUGAAAACACACGCCACCGAGCGACCCUUCAUGUGCUCUCAGUGCGGACACGGCUUCUUAACUCACCACAACUUCACAGAGCACCAGAAGAUCCACACCGGAGAGAAGCCGCACGUGUGCUUCGACUGCGGGAAGGCCUUCACCAGACUCAUAUACCUGAAGCGGCACCAGAGGAUCCACACCGGAGAGAAGCCGUACAAGUGCGCUCGCUGCGGGGUGUGCUUCACCGUCAUGGACUCGCUCCGAGCACACGAGCGAGUGCACACCGGAGAGAAACCCUUCAAGUGCCCGCUGUGUGGGAAGUGCUUCGGACGACUGAGUACACUACUGACUCAUAAGAAGAAGCACUGCCCCAAACUGACAGACGAGAAGCUGCUGUGA